AAACACUCUCCUUAUUCUCCUUGCACCCCAUAACCCCCAACAAACCACGUACCACACAACGGCGUCGUUUCGAAACGCUUCCCGGAUUAUAAAAAACUGAAACAUUUGAAAUGCAAAGAGAAACAAAAAUGGAGUUGCUCAAGUUUUCGAAGUUCAAGCUUCAGCUACAAUCUCUCAUAACCGAAGUUCGAGAUCUCAGGGAUAGAGAACGCUUCGCCACCGAACAACACAAUUUUCAAAUCCAGAAGCAGAAGCGGAGUGAGGAAGAGUGUAGCAGAAAGAUACUGGAAUUGCAGAGUGAGUUGGCUUCUGUUAAAGAAGAGCGCGGGAAGUUGGAGAGGAAGGUAAAUUACAUACAGAAUGAUAAUGUGAUGCUUGAAAAUAAGGUGAAAGAGCUGAAGGGAACAGUGAAUAGCUUACUUCAGUCCAGGGAGAAUUUUGUGAUUGCUUAUGAGGAAUCUACUUCUCAUAUGAAACGUUCAAUUGAAACCAAAGAUAGGAUGCUUAGUGUCCUCACAGAAAAAAUAAACUCUCAUCUACUAUUAUAUGAUUCUAUAGAGAAGGAGGUGUUUCAUACCAAGCAAAUUCUGGAUAAAGUCCAAAACAUUGUCAAAGAUAAAGAAGAAGUUGUGACCAGCUUGAAAAACAAAAUGGACCAGGUCUGUGCAUUUGAAAAAGAAUUUGUUGAACAUAUCACUGACCUAAGAAAUAAACUGGAAAACAAAGAGGUUGAGUCAAGAAGAAAGGAUAGAGUCAUCUCAGAACUCGAAGCAAAGCUUGAUGCGGCAAAAAUUAGCAACAACAACCAAGCUCAAAUUGAAGAUCUUCAGAAAACCUUAUCGGCAAAGGAUGCAGAGAUAAAGAAUUUAGUUUCAGACAAAGAGGCACUACAUUAUGAAGUUGGAAGCUUAAGACUCAUCUUACAGAGGUUUCAGGGCACUAUUACUAAUAUGAAUGAAGAGGACAAAAUGUUAUUCUCAUCACAUUUGCGACCUAAAGAAGCUUGUACAGCAGAUAUGGAGAUAGCAGAUAAUAGGACGGAAGAUAUUGCUCAAAACAAUGAAGAGAAGUCUCAAGAACCUAUUUGAUUGUUGUAUUUCAAGGCACAG
Vicia villosa (hairy vetch) is the source of this 1109-nucleotide messenger RNA. RefSeq lists its product as uncharacterized. The coding region runs from base 111 to 1088 and encodes 325 amino acids. The record is from RefSeq and is a predicted model, not a curated record. The transcript is spliced from 11 exons. Lineage: Eukaryota; Viridiplantae; Streptophyta; Magnoliopsida; Fabales; Fabaceae.